CGCAGGCGCGACUAUACAUGCGGCUUCGUGGCAAACAACAUAUAUGUAUACCAAACUUCUGGCUUUGGGUAUUCAAUCAGAUUUUGAUGAAAUCUGACUGUAGAUAGUGGUAUUGCUUAUUUUCUACCUGUUACGUUAUUUAUUUAGUGUGCAAUAAUAAAAGAUCAGGGGAUUCAUAUGAAAUGAAAGUUGUAAUUGAAAUAUUUGCCUGUUUAUUGGCAAUCAUCACAACUGUGAAUGCCGGCGGUCCAACCCUCGUGCUACUCGAUAAUUUAGCAAUCAAAGAAACUCAUUCCAUAUUCUUUAAGAUCUUACAAGAUAGUGGUUAUAAUCUUUCGUUUAAACUUGCUGAUGAUGCGAAUCUCUUAUUAUCUAAAUAUGGAGAAUAUCUUUAUAAUCAUCUGAUUAUUUUUGCUCCAACUGUAGAGGAGUUUGGAGGUGCAAUGAGUGUAGAUGCAAUUACAGAUUUUAUAGAUGGAGGUGGCAACGUUCUUGUAGCUGCUUCCACAUAUUCCGGAGAUGCGUUGAGAGACUUAGCUUCGGAAUGUGGUUUUGAAAUUGACGAAGAAGGUGCUAGUGUCAUUGAUCAUAUGAAUUAUGAUAAAACGGAUACUGGAUAUCAUACAAAAAUUGUCGCAGAUCCGACAAAUUUGAUCGAUGCUCCUGUAAUAGUCGGAAGUAAAAAUAUACCACCGUUACUUUACCACGGAACUGGAUUAAUUGCUGAUUUAGAAAAUCCAUUAGUGUUAAAAUUAUUAACUGGUUCAAGCUCUUCUUAUUCUUAUAUUCCUGAACGACCAGUAAAAGAAUAUCCUCAUGCGGUUGGAAAAAAUACUCUGCUUAUUGCUGCACUUCAAGCAAGAAAUAAUGCUAGAGUUUUAUUUUCCGGAUCUUUGUAUUUCUUUAGCGACGAAGCUUUUACUAGUCCUGUUAAAAAAGCUGGAGAUGAUAAGAAACAUGAUAAAUCAGGAAAUAAAGAUGUAGCUGAGGCAAUGGUGCGUUGGGUUUUUAAAGAAAAUGGAGUAAUCAGAGUCUCAUUUGUACAUCAUCAUAAAGAAAAAGAAUCACAACCACCUGCAGCUUACACAAUUAUGGAUGAUGUUGUUUAUUCAAUAAAUGUUGAAAAAUUGUCAGGUGAUAACUGGGUACCUUUUAUAGUAGAUGAUUUACAAUUAGAAUUUGUAAGAAUCGAUCCGUUUAUUCGAACAACUAUGAAACAUAUUGCAAAUGGUCGCUACGAGGCCAGAUUUAAAAUUCCGGAUGUAUAUGGUGUUUAUCAAUUUAAAGUUGAUUAUACUCGUAUUGGCCUUACACAUCUGUACAAUACAACACAGGUGUCUGUCCGACCUCUCGAACAUACUCAGUAUGAACGCUUUAUUCCAAGUGCUUAUCCUUAUUAUGUCAGUGCUUUCUCAAUGAUGGGUGGUGUUUUCCUAUUCUCUAUUGUAUAUUUACACUACAAAGAGGAUACAAAAGCAAAAGCAGACUGAAAACACAGUGAUUGUAAUAUUCGAAUACAAAGAUUUUUUUAUUGCAGUCUUACCAUCAUUUGUAAGGUAACUCAAGAGUCAGACAUUUUGUACAAGUGUAUUUAAAAAGUGUGAAUCGAUGGUAUGUUAAAACAAUAAUUUUUCAAUUUUCAUAAGAUUUAU
This is a messenger RNA of Ceratosolen solmsi marchali, 1652 nucleotides long. It is a transcript of the gene Ost48, whose product is annotated as dolichyl-diphosphooligosaccharide--protein glycosyltransferase non-catalytic subunit Ost48. The transcript is spliced from 3 exons. The coding region runs from base 183 to 1490 and encodes 435 amino acids. Gene Ontology annotation, cellular component: oligosaccharyltransferase complex; endoplasmic reticulum membrane. The record is from RefSeq and is a predicted model, not a curated record. Lineage: Eukaryota; Metazoa; Arthropoda; Insecta; Hymenoptera; Agaonidae.